Pseudocercospora fijiensis CIRAD86 is the source of this 456-nucleotide messenger RNA. RefSeq lists its product as uncharacterized. The transcript is spliced from 9 exons. The coding region runs from base 1 to 456 and encodes 151 amino acids. Lineage: Eukaryota; Fungi; Ascomycota; Dothideomycetes; Mycosphaerellales; Mycosphaerellaceae. The record is from RefSeq and is a predicted model, not a curated record.
AUGGCCGCGCAGUCUAUAUCAGGAAAUAUAUACAGUCUUUCCAAGCCCACAAAACGCACUGGAUCUGGGUUUGGAUCUGAACAGCUAACAGAUCCUAAAACUGUCUAUUCCUACAGCUCAGCUAACGUUAUUAUUCUCGACAUCAAUCUCGGUACAAAAGGCAGGCCACGUCGGGGAUUUGUUCAUAUUAAGAACUAUUUCCAGGAUCUCGAUUCAAGGCCAACAGGCCGUGAAUGCCAGCUGAGAGCUUUCAUAGGGGCUCUUCUUGUAGACUUCAUUGAUCGCUGCGACAAUCCAGGAAUCACGAAGCGGCCGCUCCGCCAAGAAAUCGACACACGAGCGUUAGCCUUGUCUGGUCGACAUCGUCUUGCCGCAUCGGAGAGAGAUUCCAGAUUCCCCAACCCUGGAUUUCAUGGGUUGCAACGAAUCAGAAGCCUCAAUUCUACGGGCCGCUAA